Clarias gariepinus (North African catfish) is the source of this 1346-nucleotide messenger RNA. Its product is annotated as cyclin-dependent kinase inhibitor 1B-like. Gene Ontology annotation, molecular function: cyclin-dependent protein serine/threonine kinase inhibitor activity. The record is from RefSeq and is a predicted model, not a curated record. Gene Ontology annotation, cellular component: nucleus. The coding region runs from base 68 to 592 and encodes 174 amino acids. NCBI's taxonomy places the organism in Eukaryota, Metazoa, Chordata, Actinopteri, Siluriformes, Clariidae. Gene Ontology annotation, biological process: regulation of cell cycle. The transcript is spliced from 3 exons.
UGAAUUUUCUGUCACCCUGAGUCUCUGACACGACUUCUUGCCAUUUACUGCUAAAGAAGUGACAGAGAUGUCCAGAGUGCAGGUUUCAGGAGCUGCGAGGGGGAACUUCUCCCCUCAGCGCCCGCGCAGGACCGUGCGUCGGAGUCUGUUCGGACCUGUGGAUCACGGCGAGCUGGACCGGGACAUCGAGACGAAGCUGCGCGAGAUCUCCGGAAAGGAAGAACAAGCGUGGAAUUUUAACUUCGCCUCCGGGACGCCGCUGUUCGGAGAUUACGAGUGGGAGGGAGCGGCGGUGGAGGCUACGCCGGCGUUCUACCAGGAGUCGGUAAAAGCAGGGAAGAAGAGGCCUGAUGCUGUGCAGGUUCAGCCGCACACAGAGGCUCCGAACCGGAAUGCAAGAACCGAGGGCACGCGCACAGGACGGAAGGCAGGCUGCACUAAGACGAGGAAAGCACGCGCACGGGUUUCUACAUCCCCAUGCCGCAUUACAGAUUUUCUCGUCAAACGAAAGAAGCCAGGACCUGAGAGAGUGUCUCAGAAAGCCCUCAGCUCCCUCUCCUCUGAGGAAACGCCACGGACACGACUUCGGUGAAGUUUGGCUGGCUGUGACAUUAUUAGUGAGGAGACCAGACUUCGCAGGCUGUCACGGCACCAUCCGGCAUGAUGCAGAAGACAUCGCAGAACACACGGUGCCUUAGGAACAAUAAGUUGUGGUGCAUCUGCAAGAGCUGCUGGCAGGAGGAGCCGUGCUUGAUGGACAGCUUACACCCUGAGCCACGCCCAGCCUGAGCCAUGCCCUGUCUGAGCCUCCCGAGUUGAUCCCGGCCUUGUCUCAGCAAGAAACUGAGCCUUGUCUCAGCCUUGUCUCAGCCUUGUCUCAGCCUUGUCUCAGCAAGAUACUGCAUAUAUAUAGCAGCAUUGUCUGGUGUCAAGGAUAAGCUGCUGUAUCUGCCAUCUGGAUUGGAGACCUGUGCACUGCAUGUUCGAGGACUCCAUCUCUGCUCCGCCUCCCAGGGUCAAGGACACCUUCUCUGCUCCACGUCCUGGGUUCAAGGACACCGCAUCUUCUGUGCCUCCUGGGUUUAGGGAUUCACAACAUAUACACAUUAACCCACUGAGCAAAACAAUCUGUUUUGCUGGAACUCAUAACAGGCCUUUAGGACAUUUCUUUAAAAAAAAGGGAUUUUCAUUGUUUUGUUACCUGAUGCCUUCAAUCUAAAGAACUUGCCUUAAGUACCUCUGUAAAUGUUAGUUAUUUUUCCUUUCAACACUUUUGUUGGUUUUUAUUUAUACAACUGUUCCUUGAUUGAUUUUAUUGCCACAUUUUAUUAAAUGUCUUCUUUUCA